Alosa sapidissima (American shad) is the source of this 576-nucleotide messenger RNA. RefSeq names its product gastricsin-like. Lineage: Eukaryota; Metazoa; Chordata; Actinopteri; Clupeiformes; Clupeidae. The record is from RefSeq and is a predicted model, not a curated record. The transcript is spliced from 5 exons. The annotation marks the transcript as partial. Gene Ontology annotation, molecular function: aspartic-type endopeptidase activity. Gene Ontology annotation, biological process: proteolysis.
CAAUGUUUACACUGAAAACCUGAUCAACCAGCAGGAUAUGGCUUACUUUGGCCAGAUCAGCGUGGGAACCCCAGCCCAGAACUUCUACGUCCACUUUGACACAGGAUCCACAACCCUUUGGAUCAACUCCAUCUAUUGCAAGAGUGACGCCUGCACGCGCCAUCCACUCUUCAACCCCCAGAAAUCCUCCACCUACUACAGCUACGGACAACAGUUCUCCAUCCAGUAUGGAUCUGGAAGCCUCACAGGGGUCAUUGGUUACGACACUGUCUCGAUGGGAGAACUCACAGUCACUAAUCAGAAGAUUGGGCUGAGCGUGACAGAGCCAGGCAGCAAUUUUGCCCGACCUCUACAUGAUGGCAUCAUGGGCCUGGCUUUCAAAUCUGACCAGCAAACUAUUGUGGACACCAUGAUCCAGGAGGGCCUCAUCGAGGAGCCUGUCUUUGCAUUCUAUCUAAGCGGCGACUCGGAGGGCAGUGAGGCUGUGUUUGGAGGCACCGAUCCCGCUCAUUAUCAGGGAGAGAUCCAUUGGGUUCCUGUGGCACAGGACAGCCACUGGCAGCUGGUGUUUGAUGG